Molecule: messenger RNA, 10420 nt
Organism: Silurus meridionalis
Lineage: Eukaryota; Metazoa; Chordata; Actinopteri; Siluriformes; Siluridae
Gene: ptprb
Product: protein tyrosine phosphatase receptor type b
Exons: 31
Coding region: 523-6252 (1909 amino acids)
Biological process (GO): protein dephosphorylation
Molecular function (GO): protein binding; protein tyrosine phosphatase activity
Source: RefSeq, a predicted model, not a curated record
CAAAACGCAGCUCAUGGCUAAACCGCUUCGUCAGACAUCUAAUAACAUAUGGGACAGACAAAAAGAGAGAGACAAAAGAAAAAGAAAAUCCUUUGUCCACCAUUUCAGUCCAUCCAUUUCUUCUUCAGGAUAGAAGUAUAACAAGCUCUCAGAGAGACAACGCCUCAGUCAGUGCCGGUGUUGAUUUAGCCACCGCAUUUGAACCCAAAGGCCGAUCCUGAUUGAGGAAAUCCGCCCCGGAGCGAAUGGUCCACUCGCACGCAGGGUCCACGAGCGGUGGCCGAUGAGAGCGAAAAGUCUCCCACACGGGCCAGAGAGCAGCCGAGCUUUUUCAAGUUUUCUGGGGAAACCAUCCAUUUUCAGCAACUCUAUCUGACGCAUGGGGAGCCUACACUUUUACUCAAAUCCUCUGGAUUAUAUUUUCAAGUGUCUCUUCAAAUUGAAGUUCUAUUUAUUGACUAAAAUCAUCUAAUAACCCCACGAUCAGAAAAACAAAAAGAAAAAAAAGAAAAAAAAUACAAAAUGCUGAAGCCUGAAGCUGUUGCUGUAGCCGUCUGGCUGGCGUCUGGAGUCAUGGGAGUUUUGCUGGCUGACACGCAGCAGUGUAGCAUUAUACCAGAGUCCGUCCAAAUUUACAACGAUUCCAUCCAGUUCACGCUGAACAGCUCGGAUGUGGACUGCAGCUUCGGAGUGAAUGUCACGGGCAGACCUGGGAACUCCACACACUGUGAUCAAGAUCAAGAAAACCAGGAAACCUUUACAUGUCAACUUGUGGAGUUGGAACCUGGAACACGGUACCACCUGAUUAUCACCUCCCAGACGGACAGGAUUCAGCACAACGUUUCCCUAGCAACAAGACCUUCUGCAGUGCAGGGUGUUCAGGUGUUGAGACAGAUGGACAGCCUGAGCAUGUCCUGGAAGCCAGGCCCUGGGAGAGCAGAGCUGUUCCAGGUUCUGCUCAGGGACAGUGCGGGUCUGGAAUUACCCUGGAACGUCACAAUGUUGGACAACGUUACGAAGUCGUACAAGAUGAGUGGCUUAACUCCUGGGCGUGUGUAUAAUGUGAGCAUCAUCACCGAGGCAGCAGGGAUGCGGAACGCUGUCCAUAUUCAGGAACGAACAGCACCGAGCCUGGUCCUCAACGCACACAUGGAGAACAAAGGGAGUCAGACCGGCCUCCAGGUCUCCUGGGAUCCAGCUACUGGUGAUGUAGACAGUUACCUCAUCCAGCUCCUGUCUUCUGAUUCACUCGAGAGGGAAGAAACUUUAUCUCCGAACACCACACAAGCGCGGUUUGACCAUCUGACACCUGGCAGCACCUACCAGGCCUUCAUCUACACUAAGAGUGGUGACCUCAGUAGUCAUGUCAGUGUCACAGCUACAACUGCUCCCGGCGCAGUCUCUCAGCUGAAGAUGGAAAAACCAACUAGCUACGGUGAGGUAAAAAUUAGCUGGCUGCCCCCUGUAGGACAAUGGGAACACUACAGCAUCAAGCUCAUAAAUGGCAGCAAAACGCUGUUUAACACAACCAUACACAAAGCAGCCAUGGAGUUCAGGUUUCCCGAGUUACAUCUUCAUCCCGGGAAGGUUUACAAAGUGGCCGUAAGCACCGAGAGCCGGGGGCAGACCAGCACCACCUACUGCCGGGCAGAAAUCGGCCCACCAUCGGUGUCGCAGCUCCACAUCCGCCAUGCAGAUGAGACGACCCUAAGUGCCAUGUGGAACCAUGGUUUCGGCUCGGAGUCACGUGACGCCUACGUCGUGGCACUUUACAACGCCACUGGUUCCACCGCCAUCAAGACUGAAAGGCUGACACGAGAUAUGCAAGAAUAUACGUUUAAUGUGCUAGUGCCUGGCCGUCUGUAUAGAAUUGUUGUAGCAACCACCAGCGGAGACCUCCAGAAUUCAUCCUCGGUGACGGGACGGACAUUGCCACAUGAAGUGACGUCGCUGAGGCUAAACAAUCUGAGAAGCACAGACUCUCUGAGGGCCACCUGGGACAGGCCUCAGGGAGAUCUGGACUCCUAUGAAGUGCUGCUGCAACACGACAACCAGGUCACGUUUAAUCGCUCCGUCCCUGCUGACACCACCUCUAUCCACCUCUCGCAUCUCAAACCCGGAGCACUGUAUAAGCUGAUGAUCAAAACAGUCAGCGGUGAACUGCGAGCCAAGCCAGUCAUGGCCAACUGCCAUACAGUCCCAGCCGGCGUAGGUGAAGUAACAGUGACCAACAAUGGGCGCCCAGAUUUCCUCAACGUCUCGUGGAAAGCGUCAGAGGGAGCCGUGGACGGUUAUCAGAUCGACCUGAAAGACCGAGAGCGAGUCGUUUACACAGCGACCAAACUGAGCUCGCAAUUCAGCAGCCUGGUGCCGGGACGACUGUAUAAAUUGUUCAUUAGCGCCUGCAGUGGCGGGUACAAGAACACGACCGUGUUCCAGGGUAGAACACAGCCGUCCGCGGUGCAGAACCCCAGCGCCAUCCAUUUAGCUCAAGAAAAUGUCCUGAAGGUCUACUGGACCCAUGCAGUCGGAGAUUAUGACCAUUAUACCGUAGCGAUCCUGCACAACAACACACUGCUUCAGAAGCAGACAGUAGAGAGAAGCAAGAACGAGUGCAUGUUCAGUGGCCUGGUGUCUGGUCGCCUUUACACACUCACCAUCAGCACCUGGAGUGGAGAAUACGAGUCCACCGUCUCCACCGAAGGACGUACAUUUCCUGCUGCUGUACGCUUUCCAGUUCUGGCCCAGAAAGGAACCACUCACCUGUGUGUGAGCUGGAAGUCUGCACCGGGAGAUGUGGAUCACUAUGAGCUCCAAAUCUUCAACAACGACACAAAGCUUUUCUCAGCCGUGCGCCUCAACACUGCGAGAGAGCACUGCUUCUCUCCACUCAGCCCGGGCUUUCGCUACAAAAUUGUGGUCUCCACCAUCAGCGGCUCAUACCUAAACCCCCAGGCGAUUGAGGGACGCACUGUACCCAGUCAGGUCCAGAAUCUCCAGCUCGUCCCUGGGACCCUCAGUGGCAGCCUCAGGGCUUCCUGGAGCACCGGUGCAGGAGACAUGGACUUCUAUACGGUCGUCCUGCUCCAGAAUGGGCAUGUCGAGAGCAACCGGCGCGUCCUGAAGCAGGAAAACAGGACAGACUUUGAAGAUCUCGUCCCCGGGGAGUUGUACACGGUUCGAGUGCAGACAGUGAGCGGGGUUCUGACUAACGUCAGCAGCGUCAGCGCACGCACAGUUCCUUCUCCAGUAAAGGGUCUGCAGGCCGACAGUGAAGACGCCACACGCAGCCUGUCGGUCAGCUGGGAGGCGCCGAAGGGUGUGUAUGAUGGCUACAGUCUUCAGCUGUUGGACGAAGGCGACGUCAUGAUCUCCAAUGCUUCGGUACCUGCAGGCGUCAAGCAUCACCUGUUUGAGGGUUUGGUCCCAGGAACGAUCUACACCGUCCAUCUGAAGACUUUGAGCAACACAUCUCACAGCAAGGACGUCAUAGCGAAAGGGCAAACCCGACCAGCUGCUGUACAAGGUCUCCAUCUGCUCUCCAACAGCACUGCUGAGCUCACGUUCGGCUGGAACGUGUCUAAAGGCUGGGUCGACCAUUACGACCUCCGCUUGUACAGCUCCGACAAUGUCCUCCAAGACCACAAGAAAGGGGGGGCACAAGACAGGAGCUGCAUUUUCCCCCAUUUGCUGCCUGGGAUGCUUUACAAGCUGGUGGUGAUCAGCAAGAGCAGGGGAAUGAGCAGCGAGUCUUCUCUGUGGGCGAGAACUGUUCCUGCCCCAGUUCGAGACCUGCAGAUGGAUCAUGAGGGACACAUGGACAGAGUGUCUCUGAGUUGGAGACGAGCUCCUGGGAGUCUAAGUGGAUACGUUAUUUCUCUGGAGGGUUCGGAUCAGCCAGAGCAGAAACUGGGACCCGAAGACACACACACGACCUUCACAAACCUCCAGCCUGGUCACUUAUAUACUGCAGUGUUGCACAGCUGGAGCGGAGACCUCACUAACACCGUCUCUGUAGCAGGACGUACAGUUCCUGAGCCGCCAACGUCUCUGAGCAUUAAAGACGUCGGCCCUGGUGGGACAGUGGAGGUGAUGUGGCGCGCUCCUGACAGCGUAUAUGACGACUUUGAGGUAAAAUGGCUGCCGAGAGACGAGCUGGAGAUGUCCAAACCGAACCUGGAGAGACGCAUCAUGUCUGGUCUUUACCCUGGACGUCUGUAUAACAUCAGCUUGUCCACCGUGAGUGGAGGGACACCAGGACCUGUGACCUACAGCUCAGUUGUUUACCACACCAUCCGUACAGCUCCAGGACCAGUCCAAAGUCUCCACUGCCAUCCAUUGAGCUCCAAGUCCCUCUCGUGCUCCUGGAAGCCACCAGCCUCUGAUUAUAGCGCUUACUUCAUGGAAUGCAGGAGGCAAGGCUCCCGAGAACCUGUAUACAACUACACACUGAGUGCCAGCACCCAGUUUCAGCACUUUGACAAUUUGGAGCCUUUUAGGAACUACACAAUCUCGAUCGCGGUCAUCUCCGGAGACAAGAAAGGUGCAACCGUCCAGAACAGCACCUUCACCAUGAUCGACCGGCCUCCUGUGCCUCAGCCCACAGUGCGCAUUAGUGAGAAAGCAGCCCACAUCACCCAGUCCACCAUCUUCUUCAAGUUCAACUGCAGCUGGUUCAGCGACACCAAUGGGGCUAUUCGCUACUUCGCCAUCGUUAUAGCCGAGACUGAUGGUAUGGAGCCUGUCUUGCCUGAACACAGGCAUCCUCUUCCCUCGUACCUGGACUAUAAGCGCAACAGCUCUGUAUUAGCCUACCAGACCAGCUACUUUCAGAGCCUGUGCGGAGAUGACCUUGAUUCCACCAACACGUUGUUCGAGAUCAACCUUGGGGCCGGCAUGGAUCGUCUUGGUGGAGCCUGCGAGGAGGAGCCCAGUCGGCAGGGGAACUAUUUCUGUGAUGGACCAUUAAAAUCCAGAACGGCCUAUAGGCUUAGUGUCCGUGCCUUCACCCAGCUGUUUGAUGACGAGAACAGGGAGAUGUCUCAUCCUCUGUUCAGUGACACCUAUCUGUCCCUUCCACUGUGGACACAAGCAGAGCCACUGGUGGGCGUGGUCGAGGGCAUCAGCGCCGCAUUGUUCCUCAUCGGGAUGAUGAUCGCUGUGACUGCCUUGCUGAUCUUCAGGCAGAGGGUCCGCAAAGUAGCGGUGCAAGAAAGCCCUCUGGUCAGGAUGAGUAUGUGGAAGGAGCUGCCCACCUCAGGGAUGUAUGUUGGGGUCAGAAGCAACCGGCGUUUAUCCAGCCCUAUCAAAGCGGCCCACUUCGAAGCUCAUCUGGGGAAACUUCAAGCCGACUCCAAUUACCUUCUCUCUGAGGAGUUCGAGGAUCUCAAGGACGUGGGACGGAACCAGACUCUGGAUGCGGCACGUCUCCCAGAGAACCGCUGCAAGAACCGAUACAACAACAUCCUGCCCUAUGAUGCCACACGUGUCAAGCUCUCGUGCCUAGAGGACGACCCGAGCUCAGACUACAUCAACGCCAGCUUCAUGCCGGGGAAUAAUUUCCGGCGGGAGUACAUCGCCACACAGGGGCCACUGCCCGGCACCAAGGACGAUUUCUGGCGUAUGGUGUGGGAGCAGAACGUUCACAAUGUCGUCAUGGUGACGCAGUGUGUGGAGAAGGGCAGGGUGAAGUGUGAUCAGUACUGGCCCUUGGACAGGGAGCCACUGUACUACGGUGACCUCGUGGUCCACAUGCUCUCCGAGUCUGUCCUGUCCGAGUGGACGAUCCGCGAGUUCAAGAUCUUCUGUGAAGGCCAGCUGAGUUACCCGAGGAUCGUGCGUCACUUCCAUUACACGGUGUGGCCUGAUCACGGUGUGCCCGAGACGACCCAGUCGCUCGUCCAAUUCGUGAGAACGGUGAGGGAUUACAUCGACAGGGUGUCCGGAUCGGGGCCUACGGUGGUCCAUUGCAGCGCCGGCGUGGGUCGUACCGGGACGUUCAUCGUGCUCGAUCGCGCCUUACAGCAGCUGGACACCCACGGCACCGUGGACAUCUACGGCUGUGUGUUUGAUCUGCGCCUGCACCGCUCGCACAUGGUGCAAACCGAGAGUCAGUACGUGUACCUGCAUCAGUGCGUACGUGACGUUCUGAGAGCCAGGAAGCUUCGCUGCGAAACAGAGAACCCUCUUUACCCUAUUUACGAGAACAUCAACCCUAAUUUCUAUAGAGAUAUUGUGUAUACCGGAAAGUGAAGACCGCUGGACCUCUAGAGCGAACGCAGGAGACGGAACUGACAUUGACCGCUUGACAUAACGUCAUAACGUUUGAAUAACCAGGGCACUUCACGGUAAAGCAUGGCAGCGAGUGAAAAUAGCUUUAAUACGCCACAUGCUUUGCAUUUACAUGUUUAAAUUCUAUUGGAUUCUUUUUGAUUUUGUUCCUGAACUAAAUGCUUAUAAUCAGAUAAUGGAAAUUGGUGAAAAGCUUGAAAUUUGCUAAAAAACAAAAAAAAAAAAAAAAAAACCACCCUCCACUAUAAUUCUGCUAUUGCUGAUAUUUUUUACUUUCAGUCAUCAAAUGUCAUGUUUUGUUUGUGUUUGUUUUGCCCAGAAAUCUAUAUUUUUUUAUAAAACCUCCUGAUAACAUAUUUAAAACAUUGACAUUCAAUGCUUAUGGAUUUUUUAUUUUUUAUUUUAUUAAUUUGAUCCUUUUGUCCUUAUAAGCACAGAGUCUUCAUCAUGUUAUUCGUUUUUUUAUGCUGUUCUCAUAACAUGUUGUUUAUUGGAGAUCGGACUGAACUCGUUGAUCUGAUUGGUGGAAUAGGAUAGGUAAAAUAGCCGAGCAGAGAAAAAAAAUUAGGUAACAAUUGCAUUCUAAUGAGAUUAAAUUAGCAGUAUAAAUCAAUAAUGAUUGGUUCUGCUCCGCCUGAUUGUGAAGUCAUGCCUGAUUGGACGGAAAUUUGGAUGCUAAAAACUCACUCCCCAUUGCCAAGGAAUUAUCAUGGAAUAAUGUAGUACAGCGUUUUAGAAUUCCACUUAACAUAUUAAUGUUAAUGGAUGUUAAUGGUUUGGUUGCCAAACUGUUCAAUUCGUCUUCUGGAGGGUCGAUCCGAUUCAAACUAGCAUGAUUUGUAAACAUCCAAGUGGCAAAAUAUCUGUAAUCGUUGUAACCCAAACAAAAAGUGUAGCCUUCUAGAAGUGAUAUCGUUGGCUGCCAAUGACAUGUUGAUUAUAUACAGUUACCUCAGUGUUGAUCGGAUUGGUGAUUAGCAAUAAGGGAAUAUUGAAACUAAAAGGGAAUUUGGUGAAAAUUACAUUCUUAGGCGUGAUAAUUACAUAAAAUUAUGUAUCUAAUACAUACGUGCCGAAUCCACGGAUCUGAAGAGUUCCCUGCCAUCACCUUCGUCUUAGCUUUCUCCUCUGAAAGCCGCCCAUCUUGCUGUUUUGCUAACAAUGAGUUGAAUUAUUGCUAGAAAGAACACUGUAAAGGCUAUCAAUCGUUUCUUUCUUUCCGUUGCUCAAGCGUUUCUCACACCCACAUUAUUAUUUUAUUUUAAUAGAAAGUAAUGCAAAUCAUUGUACGCCUUCCUUCGCAUACACUUCCUGUAUAUACCCAUUAGAUAAGAGUACAAACAGGAUUUCGAAUUUUAUUCAGUACAUUUUAUCCGAUUAAAUAUAUCGGACUCGAUUCCGAUCUCCCCAAGAAAGCACUUAGAUGACUGGAUAUGGAUUCGAUUUGAUUUAUUGCUAAUUGCACUCUGUUUCCUUAGAAAGUCAUGCUAGGAAGUCAUGAAAUGUCAUGAAAUGCUGUGCUCAUAACCUCUGCGCUGUGGAAAAUAUUUUUUUAAUAUUAGUUAUUCGAUUUUUUUCAUAGUUUAAGAUUGGAAUAAAUCAUAUAAGGGUUUUAAGGAUAUUUCUAAAUGUCAUACUUGUUAUUAGCUCAUGGUUAGCAAAAAGAUUUACCUCAGAAUUAGCAAAAUAGCAUUAUGUUUUGUAACAAACAAGCACAAAAUGAGUUACAGAAACUGGAAACAUGUUUAAUUAUAUUUUUAGAAUGAUAUCAUUGGUAUGAAGUGUUACGCUCAAGCAAUUCGAGAUUUCUUUAGUGUAAGCUUGUGAGCAAAAUUGAUGGCACACGUUUUACGUCCCGAUAACAAAACAUUGUUUAGGAAAUUAUCACGAAAGAAUAUAGAUAAAAGGUAUUUUUUGGAUAGCUCAAGUUUUGUGAGUAAACCUGUGGUGUUUUGACAGAAACACGAUUAGUGCUGUUUCAUUUGAUGCCAUUGGCGUAUCAAUUUUCGUAUCAAACAUUUAAAAUACGAUUCAUAGAAAUUUGCUAUAUAAAUAUGGACGUUCUAGUAGUACAUUUGUUUCAUUCUUGCUCAUUUUCGGACCAAUGAUAUGUCAUUAAAAGCUUCCUAUUUAAAAAUUUGGGCUGUAUUUUCACCCAUUAAUGCACUUCCUGUUCAUUGGUGAAAAUUAAAUGACUUUAAGCUGCAUUGCGAAUGCUGUUGGGUUGCCACUACCUCGGAGCAAAGAGGUGUUUUUUUCUGUCCAAUUUCGAGCAUGCCAUUAUAAAAAGCAAAUCAGGUUCAUAAAAAAACAAACAAACAGAAAUUAAACUUUUUUUCUUUUAAUAACAAUAAUGCUUUAUCUCUUUUCUUUGCAAUUUCCUAACACACUAUGUUUUAUUCAUAAAUAUUUACUUAUAUUUAUAUCUGCUUUUUAUUUACUGUUUAUAUUGUGGACAAUGAAUUCAGUCUGGAUUAUAAUGUGAAAGUGUUUUACUGCAGUCCCAGGGAUAUAACGUCACGCAUGCUGUGUUUGGAAAACGUGAUCAGUAUUCGGGGCGGGUCUCAAUCAGCGCUGUCGUUUUUUUUUUUAAGGUAAUCCUUCUGGUGGAUUAGACAAAAGAAAAUCUCACAAUGCAUUCGCAAAAACUAGGAAGUAUUUGUUUUUUAAAUGAGACAAACCAACAGAAAGAGCCAUUAUAAAUCCUAAUAUUUAACAUAAUAAAUAUUAAUAAUAAGGGUUACUUUUAAUAUUAUACAUUUGUGGAUAAAAUAUUUUCGAAUCAAGUUUCAAAAGUUCCGUAUCACAUCCCGAUAGUUUAUAUAUGAGUUGCAAAAGUUUUUCUGAUUGCGAAUCACAAAUGUUUUGUGAAUCACAAAAACAAAUCGAUUUUUAGAGAUACAAUUUGUCUCUAAGACGAGAAAAUGUCAUUGUAACGAUGACAAAAUCUUUCCGGACCUUAGAACGUAAGUAUCUGGACGGUAGAUACUUACUAGAAAACCUUCUAAAUUAGGAUUUUUUUUAAUGAUUUUUUUUCCAAUUUGUAAUGAUACUAUAUUGUAACAGAUCCACAAUCAAUAAAAAUUCCUAUACAUUUAAAAACAUAUGUACUGUAGAUGGCAGCCUAUUUCCGUGAUAUAAAAUUUGUUUUUUGCCUAAUUGCAAUUUUAUUUCUCGCAAUUCUGACUUUUUUUUUUGCUAAUUCUAACUUUAUUUCUCACAAUUCUGACUUUGUCAAUUCCGACUUAUUUUGGUCAAUCCCGAAUUUCUCGCAAUUCCGACUUUAUUUCUCGCAAUUCUGACUUUAAUUCCUGCAAUCCCUACUUUUUUCCCCUCGUAAUCCCAAUUUUAUUCUCUUGAUUUCUUGCAAUUCCGACUUUAUUUCUCGCAAUUCUGUAUUUUGUCUCGCAAUCUCAACUUUUUUUUUGUCUCGCUCUACCGACUUUUUAUUUCCUGCCAUUCCGACUUUAUAUUUUAUAUUUGAGUGUAAUGAUGGUUUCGUAGUUGAAAAUAAAAAUCCACAAGCUAGCCUACGAUCCUGCACGUAGUAUCGGUAUAAAGUAUCAGAACAGGAAGUGAAUUAAGCUCAAUUUAUAUGCAAAUAAACCUUAUAUUUCAUGUUUAGUGUUUUCUUUCAGCGACAAGAAAUAAAGUCCUCAGAGUUCUAACUAGUGCCCAUACUUGUCUGCACAAUACACUAAUUCACUAUCUAGGGAUUAUAGGGAGCAGAUUGAGAUGCGUCCUUUACUGUCACAGAGGUUUUGCUGUAUUUUUUUUAUUUUUUGGUUUGUUUGUUAGAUAUAUAAAUGUGUUUUGAUGUAGCCUCUUCCACAAACCAUGUAUAAGCUAUUUAUGCUGAACUCUGCUGUAAGCAAUAAUACUUAAAUUAUAUAUUAUAUAUUAUAUUAUAUUAUAUUAUAUUAUAUUAUAUUAUAUUAUUCCAUAUUUUAUAAUAUUGUUUUUAGUAUUUUAUUAUUGCAUUGAGAUACUCUUUUUAUGUACUGUACACACAAUAUAGUCAUUUGUAUUUGGUAUUUUUUACAUAUGUAACAUGGUGUCCUUUAAAUUCGUAGCUGAUGAUAAUAAUGGUGAUAAUAAUGGUAAUAAAAAUACAGAUUGUGUGUGCAUA